CGAGGGAGGAGCGCCCUGCUGCCCCCGACCCGGCUUCAGCCCCGAGCCCCAAGGGCCGCCGCCUCAGCUGCUUUGGCUCAGCCUCUGCCGGGGGGCCCUCCCGCCGCCAGCCCGGACCCCCGAGAGUUCGGAGAUCCGGGGACCCAGGGCAGUCACCGGCUCCCGGGGCUCCCCGCUGGCGGCGGCCGCGGCCAGGACGGCCAGGGCCCAAAGCACCACAGCAGGACAGUCUCUCCAGGCCUCUCCCCUCUGACUGACCUGAGCUCCUAGGCAGUCCCAUGGCUUGGCCCCUGUUGUCCAUGAGGGAGAGACGUCUUCUGCCGCUUCCUCAUCCCUGACAUAGGACAUCUAGCCAGCAGCAGACAGUGGGCCCGAGUGACCAUCAUGCACUGGUAGCUGGCCCUUGGACCGGGCAUAGUCUUCUGGCUGAGGCGUGAGGGCCUGCGGAGCCUGGUCUCACACUCAUUGUUCCCUGAGCUACAAGGACAGGGGGAGGACCUUGCCAAGUCUCCAGUUACAGAGAACGAGGGCACACAGUAGAUGCCCCCCUGUCUGAGACUUCAGGGGCUGGCCUGACCUGCCUGCAGCCCGGCAUGGAGCCCAGUGAAUGGGGCGCUGGGCAGAUGGCCUUCCUCAGCAACCUCCUGGCAGCUUAUUCCUUCAUUACCGAGCACCCCGAACGGGCCGCGCUGUGCUUCGUGUCCGGCGUGUGCGUGGGGCUGUUGCUCACGCUGGCCGCCCUGGUGCUGACGAUCUCCUGCCGCGCUGACUGCCAGCAGCCCCACGGAAAGAAGGGCCUGGCCGGGCGCCGGAGGCGCAGCAGCGACCUCAGUGCCAGCGCCAGCGCCAGCGCCAGCGACAGCGACGAGGACAGCGGCGGCAGCUGCUCGGGCUCCUCGGACGGCUCCACGCGCAGGCCCUGGCUCUUCGAGCGGCCGCCCCACAGGAACGUGUUCACGUCGGCCGAGGAGCUGGAGCGGGCGCAGAGGCUGGAGGAGAGAGAGCGCAUUAUCCGCGAGAUCUGGCUGAACGGGCAGCCCGACGGCCCGGCCACCCGCAGCCUGAACCGCUACUACUGAGCGCAGGGCUCGGAUGGAGCCAUGAGAGGAGGGCAGUGAUAUUCCAUGACAUUGAUGAACCAGGACUUGUUCAGCCAUUCCCAAAUUGAAGGACUUCCCCUCAGUGUCCAAUUCUUUGUCACCACAAAAAGAGCUGCU
Molecule: messenger RNA, 1217 nt
Organism: Vombatus ursinus (common wombat)
Lineage: Eukaryota; Metazoa; Chordata; Mammalia; Diprotodontia; Vombatidae
Gene: EVA1A
Product: eva-1 homolog A, regulator of programmed cell death
Exons: 6
Coding region: 594-1079 (161 amino acids)
Source: RefSeq, a predicted model, not a curated record